AUGUUGGCGCGACAACUCCGAAAUUUGUGCAUUUCGCGUCAUUUUUCUUCAACACUGGUAUUGGACACCUCGUCCGGUUCCUCUUCGACGUCCUCCAGCUCCGCUCAGCAUGAUCUGUCGAAUUUCAAACGUGAAUUGUGGAGGAAGCCGGACAGUCCGUUCACCGAGAUCCCACAAGUUUGGAUAUCAACACUCGAGACGGUUGAAGACGAGAAAAUUGGACUUGUCGAUUUGCAUCCGGACAUUUUUCGCGUCUCGCCGCGAAUUGAUAUUUUGCAUCGGAAUUUGACGUGGCAAAUGAAUUAUCGAAAUGUGCAGUUGACGAAAAUGCUAACGAAAGCCGAAAUGCCUGGUGGAGGCAGAAAACCGUGGCCGCAGAAGAAGACCGGCCGAGCACACGUCGGCUCGAUUCGAUCGCCGCAAUUCAUUCGUGGAGGGUUCGCGAAUGGCGCGCGCGGUCCGAGAACUUGGUUCUACAUGCUGCCGGAUCCGAUUCGCGUUCAGGGGCUUUGUGUUGCGCUCACGAUGAAGCAUGCUCAAGAUGAUUUGCAUGUUGUCGAUAAUAUUCAGAAUUUGAGCAACGGAGACCCCAAAUAUUGGAUUGAUUUAUGUGAAGCACGAAACUACGGAUAUUCGGUUCUAUUCGUCGAUGAUUGCGAUACGCUCGUCGGAGGAUUGGCAGAAGCUCAAGAAGCGCUACCAUGGCUCAACGUGAUGCCCGUUUAUGGAUUGAAUUGCUAUUCGCUGAUCAAAUAUGACACUGUUGUACUCUCGAGAGCCGCUUUGGAGCAAAUUGAGCAACGAUUAUUGAGGAAGAUCCAUCAAGCCGGAAAUUUGAACCAGAAAUACAGAUAUAUUGAUUAUAAGGAGAAAAUUUUGAAUGAGGCGAAAGCUGAAGAACAUCCUGAAAUGCCGCCAGUUGUCUAG
Caenorhabditis bovis is the source of this 927-nucleotide messenger RNA. NCBI's taxonomy places the organism in Eukaryota, Metazoa, Nematoda, Chromadorea, Rhabditida, Rhabditidae. The record is from the annotation of a GenBank genome assembly.